GCUUUUUUUUUUUAGAAAAUGGACAGAGAAUGGUGAAUAACGGGAGGCGGUUUUGGACGGAAAAACAGAGAAAAUGCUUCGUUUUUCCGGACGUUUCGCGGCUCUAACGGACGCAGCAGAGACCCGGUCGGGUUCUAGUCGGUAAAACGAACCCUGUGGGCCGAAACGUCCCCGUUCAGCAUGGCCUGGAUGUGGAAGAAGAAGUCGGUGAUAGCGACUGGCCUGAUCGUGGCCGUGUCCCUCUUCGUGGUGGUGGUCAACUACUCCGAGAAGCCGUACUUCCUGCUGCAGCCUGUGCUGGGCCAGAGCUUCAGCAGCCACUGGAUGUUCUCCCGGCAGCCGCAUAAGGCCUUCCGACCCCACCCUGGCUACAUUAGCGUCCCCAAACAGGAGCCUCUGAAGCUGCACUGUGAUGUCUGCAGCGUGGUAUCCAGUUCAGGUCAGAUGCUCGGUCGGCAGGCGGGACGUGAGAUCGAACGCGCGUCCUGCGUGUGGCGGAUGAACAACGCUCCCACUCGCGGCUUCGAGCUGGACGUGGGGCGCCGCACCGACCUGCGGGUGGUCUCGCACACGAGCGUGCCGCUGCUGCUGCAGAAGCCCCAGCACUUCUUCGGCCAGGGCAACGAGACCGUGUACGUGGUGUGGGGUCCGCUGCGCAACAUGAGGGAGGACGGCAAGGGUAUCGUCUAUAACAUGCUGCGACAGGCCGCCGAGAACUACCCCCACGCCCGCAUCUACGUCACCACAGAGGAGCGCAUGAAUUACUGCGACACUGUUUUCAAGAGGGAGACGGGAAAAGACAGGAUUCAGUCAGGGUCGUACCUGAGCACUGGUUGGUUCACGCUUAUCCUGGCCAUGGACAUGUGCAAGGAGAUCCGAGUGUACGGAAUGAUCAACGACACUUACUGCAAAUCCGAAGGCUACAGGAAGGUUCCGUACCACUACUACGAAGCUGGAAGCCGUGACGAGUGUGCCGAAUACCUCCUGCACGAGAGUGCCCCUUACGGUGGCCACCGUUUCAUAACAGAGAAGGCUGUUUUUGCCAAGUGGGCCAAGACCCACCCCAUCAAGUUCUUCUACCCAGAAUGGCAGCUGUCUUGACCAGUGAAGGACGAUGGCUUCUCCAGGAAACCUUGCGCACUGAGGCCUGUCGGGCCAACACACUCCCUGUCUUAAUGCACAAAUCAGUAGCCAUGCACGGGUCAGGACCAUCACCACCAAACCACCUACAUACCGAUGACUGAUCUGCCCUCUGUUUAAAGAGAGAGUCACUCUGGUAACGGAACUGACACCAAGUCACUGGUGGGAUCUUGCAGGACAUCCUUUCCUCAACAGGACAGUCGAGGCAGCCUCGCUACGUACCGUACCAUCGGAAAGCCUCUGUCUUUUAUUCUCCUUUAUCUCUGGCGCUGGACAAGAGACGAUAUCAUUCAAGGGAAGGACACAGUGUUGAAGAAAACAACCCUGACAGAGACAAAGUAUAAUAGGAAGCACUGAUUACCUUUCAUCAGACAGAUAACACCUCACGCAGCAGGCGAAGGUUGUAAGGGGGUACAUUCAUUUAGCUUAGAUGGAUCUGCAUUACUCUUAAGUUUAUCUUGGUUGUGCUGGAGUCCCCUACUUGCAUGAAUCUACCCUUAAGUAGCUUAUGUUGCUACACGCCAGUUUUCGGUGAAGCGAAACAACCAGCAAAAUGAUCCAAAUCCAGACAAAAGCGUGAAGAAUCUCAUGAGAAAUGCUAACCAACUCAGUCCUGCCACUCGUAGCUUUUCUUACAAAGAUCGUUUGCAACUCAGUCCUGCCACUCGUAGCUCUUCUUACAAGGAUCGUUUGUAAUCGGUUCCUGUAUCUUUCCGUCCUGAGCAUGAAUGUGACAGAACUGGCCCUGGUCCCUCUGAACCAAGACAAAAAGUAUUAGCCGUUACGUUUUAGCACUUAUACCAUUAGCGUUGACGUUUUAGCAUUCAUAGCAUUAGUAUUGAAGUGUUCAUAUUAUUAAUUAAUAUUAAGUCAUCAUCUCUGCUGUGAACUGAGAGAACGGAAAGCAAAUGCAGGCGUUUGUAAGCUGACCUCAAGUCUGUUGAAGACGGUAGCGUGAAGCUGUUUUCAUGUGCCACAGUCAGCUAGCAAGAUCGUCAGCGCUCAGAGUGCAAUUGACUUGAAGAAGUUUGCCAUAUGUACUGUAGACGGAAGUCCUUUCUCCGUGAGAGGUUGGUGCAGUGUGCAGUAUACGGACAGCCCCCCCUGAAGUUUCUUUCUUUAUGUUUCCUUGAAGAUUUUGUGCCUGUAUCCAUUAGUAGCCAACGUAGACUCAGUGCAAUGCCCCCAUCCGCCUUUACCCCACAUCCUUAGGCCUUAUCUGCCUAAAAGCAAGACCACUGUGUGCAUAAUCUGUCGGCAUCCCUCCGAAGCCUGCUAGGACGAGGUGCCGUCUUUUGUCAAACGGGCAGGCUAACUGUUCAGCUUCUGUAGCUAAGUGCUGUAGCACCCUGUGAACCAGCAGACAAUGCAGCGCCCCUGAGGGCUCCCACUGCACAGAGACUCCUGCGUUCGGUCUCAAAAGCAGCAUGUGGUUUCAUAGCAGGCACUCAUACGUAGCGUAUUGUUCGGAAUCAACUUGUGAUUGUUACCUUCUACAGCAGCCUUGACUUACAGCGCUAAUCCAUUCUGCAGGCGCGUGGCAUUGUCUCAGCAUCACCGCAGGAAACGGAGCGACCGGCACCGAGACGGUUGCACCGAGGACCGCACUAAUUGAAGCUUUGGACUCGAGCCUGCUAGCUCAAAGUGACAGGCACAACAGUCAGCUCUCAUCCUCCUCUCCUAGAGGACGAAAACACUCGCCUGGCCCGUCGCACUAUUGACACUCUCAGCUAAAGGGUUGCACCAGGACCCUCAUUCAUUGAUCCUGGAUUUCUCUUUCGUUUGGAUGACUACGUGCUAAGAAAAAUCAGCAAGAACGCUCAGCUCUCUUUGUGAAAUCCGCCCCUACCUAUUUUGCGGUCGCACCAAGUCUUUCUGUUUUUUCACACAGUUGAUGCCUUUUCACCGUUCUGUGGCAGCAUUAGUGGUACACAAGCCAAGAGCGCUAGUCUGCGAAUGUUCACUUCAGAUCUCUCAGAUGUUCAGUACUUUUACUGUAAGCCUCCUUCAUUUUCAUGUUGUUUUAAGUGUCUUAAGUGCUUUUUUAAAAGGCUGCAUGUUUAAGUGUACAGUAUUAACACAUCAAGUGUCCUUUUUUCCAGCUCCGGUUCAAUUUUGAGGUCUGUCUGCACACGGUUUCUAGAUCAACUCUUGCGUAAAUGUAUGAAAACAUAUCUGUUUUUUUGCAGGUGAUGGUUUGUAACGAGUGCUUUUACCCCUCCAGUGUUAGUGCAACCUCACAAAGGAUCACGUGUUCAGCAUCCUGUGUUUUGAAAUUUGACGUGUUUCGGAAAUUGCCUUGGCAUCCUGUAAGAAAGUGAAUUUGGGAAUCACUUGCGACAUUUAUGGGUUUUUUUAAUUUUUAUGUGUUUAUGUGCUUUGACAUUUUGUGUUUUUUUUUAAUGCGAACAAAAACAAUGCUUUUCUAUGUGUUUGAAAUGGGCACAAAUGAACAAUCACAGUUAUUCGAGACUUGUGUGUUUCAGUUCAUUUUCAGAAGACUGUGUUCAGCCUGUUCUCCACUCCUUUGUGCUGUAAUGAGCUGCCGUGCUAAUAAACAUGGUCAUAAAUUAACGUUUUAUCACCAUCGAUAUCUUCAGCUGUAUCUUAGUUAGUAAUAUUGUAAACACUGUUAAUGCUGUCACAACCUGCCCUGCACUGAGGCAGCAGCAAGGGAUUUUCCCCUUUCAGCCUCAGGUUUGCCUUUAUGACGUUUUUCUGAUUGUUUUACCGAAAGAAAAAAACAUCCUUUACAUUUUUGCCAUUUUUGACAUUGAAACAGUCAGAAAAAGUCAGAAAAGCAGACUUGAAGCUGUUGAUACAGAAUAUAAAUGUAAUUCAUUAUGCAACUAACAUUGUAUUUUAUGGGGAUGUACUUGAAUUUCUAAUAUAAUAACCAAUAAUUAACACCUCAUUUUAGCCAAUACAGAUGUUAAUAAAGUGUCACUGUAUCUUUGCCAGUAA
Molecule: messenger RNA, 4104 nt
Organism: Pygocentrus nattereri (red-bellied piranha)
Lineage: Eukaryota; Metazoa; Chordata; Actinopteri; Characiformes; Serrasalmidae
Gene: st6galnac3
Product: ST6 (alpha-N-acetyl-neuraminyl-2,3-beta-galactosyl-1,3)-N-acetylgalactosaminide alpha-2,6-sialyltransferase 3
Exons: 5
Coding region: 181-1101 (306 amino acids)
Biological process (GO): ganglioside biosynthetic process; oligosaccharide metabolic process
Molecular function (GO): alpha-N-acetylgalactosaminide alpha-2,6-sialyltransferase activity
Source: RefSeq, a predicted model, not a curated record